Felis catus (domestic cat) is the source of this 1568-nucleotide messenger RNA. It is a transcript of the gene MCIDAS, whose product is annotated as multiciliate differentiation and DNA synthesis associated cell cycle protein. The transcript is spliced from 7 exons. Gene Ontology annotation, biological process: negative regulation of cell cycle; negative regulation of DNA replication. The record is from RefSeq and is a predicted model, not a curated record. Bases 134 to 1288 code for a protein of 384 amino acids. Gene Ontology annotation, cellular component: nucleus. Lineage: Eukaryota; Metazoa; Chordata; Mammalia; Carnivora; Felidae.
CUCCAACCCGGCCACGCGCCUUCCCCUGCUGGCGCCAGGCGGAGCUCUGAGUUUGGGUCGCCAACUCAGCCCCUGUCGCCGCCUCCGAAUAACCGGCACCUGGCUCCUGGGCCGAAGCGGCAGGGGAGGCAGGAUGCAGUCGUGCGGGGGCGCCGCGGCGGGACGCCGAGCCUUCGACAGCAUCUGCCCCAACAGGAUGUUGGAGCUGCGGGGCCGGCCUUUCAGCAAGCCCGGGAAGCUGGAGAAGAAGUUCGCCCCUCCGCGGAAGUUCUUGCCUGGUUGCAGCGGCUGCAGCCCAGUGUCGGUCUACGAAGAUCGGCGGGACGCGGAGCUCUCUGCGCUGCCAGCGCUCACCACCAUAGACCUGCAGGACCUCGCCGACUGCUCCUCGCUACUCGGGUCCGACGCGCCGCCUAGUGGUGACUUGGCUACAUUGCAGAACCAGUCCCUGCAAACUGCUGCGGACUUUGAUCUGCAGGAUUUCAGAGACACAGUGGAUGAUCUCAUCGCAGACUCAUCCUCUUUGAUGUCGCCUCCUCUGACCGGCGGAGACUUUCCCUUCUCUCCUGGCAACGUAUUGCCAUUUGGGCCCUGUCUCUCUCCGCCGCUGGACCCAAGGGCACUGCAGUCACCGCCGCUGCCCCCUCCAGACGUGCCCCGGCCGGAGCAAUACUGGAAGGAAGUGGCCGACCAGAACCAGAGGGCAUUGGGGGACGCGCUCGUUGAGAAUAACCAACUGCACGUGACGCUGACCCAGAAGCAGGAGGAGAUCGCCUCGCUCAAAGAGCGGAACGUGCAACUGAAGGAACUUGCCAGCCGGACCCGGCACCUGGCCUCUGUGCUGGAUAAGCUGAUGAUCACGCAGUCCCGGGAUUGCGGGUCGACAGCCGAACCCUUCCUGCUCAAGGCGACAGCCAAAAGGAGCUUGGAGGAGUUGUUCAGUGCUGCGGGACAGGAUUGCGCGGAAGUGGACGCCAUCCUGAGGGAGAUUUCCGAGCGCUGCGAUGAAGCGCUGCAGAGCCGCGACCCCAAGCGGCUCCGGCUACAGCCGGAGCCCGCGAGUAGGGAUGACAUGCCAGGGAACCUCCACGGCACCUUCCGGGGGCUGCGCACAGAGUGCAGCCGGAGCGCGCUAAACCUGAGCCGCAGUGAGCUAGAAGAGGGUGGCUCCUUCAGUACCCCCAUCCGCAGCCAUAGCACCAUCCGCACCCUCGCUUUCCCCCAGGGCAAUGCCUUCACCAUUCGGACCGCCAACGGGGGAUACAAAUUCCGCUGGGUCCCCAGUUGAGCUGGGAUGAUGUUCCCCCAAACACUGCCCUGUAUCCGGACUGAAGCGCCUGGAGGCUAAUUGGGAGGCUAAUUGGGAACUGUUUCCCGAACCUGGCUUCAGAAGAACUCCCUCUGCUGGGCGAAUGCCACCCUGAAACUUUUUUUUUCAGACACCAAAACGUCUCCAUAAUGAUGUCCUGCACAGUCCUGGUAUAAAACACUGUAUAUUCCCUUCCCUUCCACAGUGUGUGCUGUAUGUGUGCGUGUAAACACACAUAUAAAUCUCAAUUUUAAAAGUA